CGUCAAACCAACAAGGAACGUGACGGGGGCGAAGAAGUUGUGGCGAAAAGCUGCCGGCAAUUCUUCGUUGUCUUUGGUCUUCGCAAGUCUUUGCUCCACAGCCUGUGUGGCCAUAUCCAGUGGUGUGUGGCCUGCCGCUGAUGUGCGAGGCGCCGUCACCGGCCAGAACGCCGCCACAGGCACGCUUGUGUGAGAGUGAAACGCCUGUGGACCCCUCCCCCCUUAUCUCCGGCUCUCGGAAGCAGUCAAGACGCCUCAGGCUGUCAGCUAUGACGUGGCUUCCGUCCACCUUUGCCGCAGCCCUCCUGGUGCUGCUGUUGAGCGGCUCCCCUUUGUCGGUGUGUGGUGGUAAGGCGAAGGGUUCGAUGGCGAUGGAGGUGUCCCAGGCGGAUUUUGACAAGCACAUCAAGGAGAGUCCCUAUGUGAUGGUGAUGUUUUACGCGCCCUGGUGCUACUGGUCCCGCAUGCUGCUCCCCGACUACGACAAGGCGGCGGAGAAGCUGGCCAUGCACGACCCGCCCGUCAAGCUGAUCAAGGUCGACUGCACCAGGAACUUCGUGGUGGCUGAGAAGUAUGGUGUGCACGAGUACCCCACUCUCAAGUUCUUCACGGACGGCAGCAUCCACGAGUACCACGGCGGGCGGGGCGUCAACGAGAUCGUCAACUGGGUCAAUCGUCAAUUGGAGAAGGAGCACUACAUAUCGACUCAGAGCGAGAUGGACAGCCUGGUCAGCCACAGCGACCUCUCGGUCGUCCUCAUCUAUCCUGCGGGAUACGACAAGACCGACUUCACUAGGAUCGCCCGCCACUACGACGACGUGCUCUUUCUGGACACCAACAACACCGACCUCGCCGACCCGCUCCAGUCGCGAUACGACCUGCCUAGGCGCAACCCGCCGUUCGUCUUCAUGAUAACGCCCCAUGACAAGGUGGGUGAGAAGAAGGUCGUCAUGUACGACGGGGACCUCACCGACCACCACCAGCUGGAUAUCUUCGUCACGUCGAUGCGCUUCCCCGCCCUGGUGCCCUUCACCAGCGACAACGCCCAGCGGCUGUUCAAGGACGGCAGGCCCAUAUUCGUGUAUCUGAGGGAGGGGGGCGAUGACAAGAAGGACGAGCCAGUGCCCGAGAUGGUCAGGAGGGUCGCCACCGACUUCAGGGGGGCGCUGCUGUUCACCGUCUCGGGGACCACGGAGCCGCACGAGAAGAGGCUGCUCGGUGAGCCACCUCACCUGAGGGGCGACAGGGACAUGUAUGUGUGCAGGGGCUGGGUUGGAUGGAUGUGUCCAUAUGUGUGGUGUGUAUGUCAGAGCUGAUUGGUGCCGAUGAGGAGGUGUAUCCUGCCGUGCGCAUCAUCACUCUCAAUCCAUCGGGACACGGACACUACCACCCGGCGGUAUAUAUGCACACGCACACACGAAACCCUCCAGCGCUCAGACACAUGCCGUGUGUGAAUCUCUGUGUGCGCGUGCAGCUCAAGUACCGUUACGGCGGGACCAUGACUGAGCCUUUGCUGCGGCAGUUCGUCUUUGACUUCCAGGCAGGCUCCCUCACGCCAUUCAUGAAGUCCGAGCCAGUGCCAGACGACGACGGACUGAGUAAGACACGGAGGGAGGGAGGGAGGGAGGGAGGGAGGCAUGGAUGGAUGUGCGACAGGUCCCGUGACAACGAUAGUGGGCAGCACGUUCGAGCGGAUCGUCAAGAACCCCAACAAAGACGUACUCGUCGAAUUCUAUGCGCCAUGGUGAGACAGACAGAGAGCGAGGCAGCAAGCAGGGAGGGAGAAGUGCAUCGGUCAACAGCAGUGUUGUAUGGAUGUGUAUGUAUGUGUGUGUAUGUGUGUGCAGGUGCGGUCACUGUCGUAAGCUGGAGCCAAUCUACAAGCAGUUCGCCAAGAAGGUCGCCCGUGUGCCCACCGUCACCGUCGCCAAGAUCGAUGCCACGAGAAACGAAGUCCCCAAAAUGCAAAUCCGUAAGACCACACACCGCACAGCACAGCAUGGAUCCCCCCCACUUAUAUCUGCCUUGUACGGAUGUGUGUUUCAGGUGCGUAUCCGACCCUGUUGCUGUUCCCUGCCAAGAACAAGGAUCACCCGAUUGAGCACAGAGGCGAGCGGACAGAGGACGGACUCGUCAACUUCCUCCUGCAACACGUGAGGACGAACACCACACCACACAGCAACACCACGUCGAUAACUUCUAAUGUGUGUUCGUGGUGUCGCUGGCUGCAUCUAUGUCAAUGACCUCAGGCGUCGUUCAAGUUCGACAAAUCGUUGCUGGAUAAGGUCGAGGAGGACGACGAUGAUUUCUACUUCGAGCAAGACCUGUAGCCUGCCUGUAGCUCGACAUAUUGGUCUCUCUUGCGCGUGUAUGGAUGGACCGACCGACAUGGCCUCUGCCGGACAUGUGGGCGGCGGUGCUCUCCUUUUUUCUUGUCUCUUUUCUUCUCGUCUCAUCUCAUCUCAUCUCAGUCUUGUUUGCUUAAGGUGUACAUUCGUAGCGUUUUUGACGCUGUGGGCGUCAAGCAGACCUCCAGACGGCAAGUGAAUGAGUGUGUCGGUGGUCCCGGCUGCUGCAGAAGCAGCCCAUGUGGGGCACAGAUGGGGGACGCGAUGCAUACAGACAGAGACAGACAGGGAGGGGUCUCUCUCACCCACCCAUGCACCAUCCGGAUUCUCUCUCAUCGGGUGUUCAAGUCAGGUCAGCUGUGAUGAAGUUUUCUCGUACGUGGCUCCGUGCGCUGUGGAGGCAGCCGGCCGUAGACGGUUUUUUGGCCUGACUGGGUCGACCCCUCCUCUACUUCUGUGUACACGACGAGAGGAUCUGUAUGCUCGCUCCAUCCACUCCAUGUCUGCGUGCGAAGUGUGUAACUGCCUUGGCUUGGUGGGCUCACUUGUGCCUCUCUCCCUCUCUGUAUCUCCCCCCUCUGCGCCUCUGUCUACAUGUGUGUCUGUGUCCAUGUUGACAUUCGCAAUUCGAGAGCUGACACGCAUCCCUCCAUGUACGGCUGAUGUGCGCACACACGGUGCGUGGCGGCAGCUGUGGCGGUGCGUGUGAGUGAUGCACGUGUGCAAACCUGGAUGGAUGGGUUGAGCAUUGGUGUUGCAUGUCUGGUAUGUGUGCAGUGAAGAGUCGGCACACGCGACAUGAGUGCCUGCAUGUGUGAGAGUCCGUAUGUAAGCUAGAGUGCAGACGUGGUCAAGACCUUGUCGGCUGUGUCCGUGUGCGUGUGACCCUGACGCAUGCUCGUGUCUCACGUGAUUUCCUCUGUCGUUCGAAUCCGCCUCCGAUUUA
This is a messenger RNA of Vitrella brassicaformis, 3294 nucleotides long. The record is from the annotation of a GenBank genome assembly. NCBI's taxonomy places the organism in Eukaryota, Vitrellaceae.